Messenger RNA from Solanum verrucosum, 1769 nucleotides. RefSeq names its product F-box protein At2g26160-like. The transcript has a single exon. The coding region runs from base 328 to 1485 and encodes 385 amino acids. Gene Ontology annotation, molecular function: protein binding. NCBI's taxonomy places the organism in Eukaryota, Viridiplantae, Streptophyta, Magnoliopsida, Solanales, Solanaceae. The record is from RefSeq and is a predicted model, not a curated record.
GUGUUCGAAAGCUUAGAACUGUAACUACGCCAAAGUGAAAGAAGACUAAUUCCUGUUUGGCCAUAGAUUUGAUGUUGAUACUUGAAAUUUGAAUUUUUGAAGUUAUGAUUUCUGGAAUUUGAAGCUGUGUUUGGACAUUGGACGUGCAUUUUACUCCGAUUUUUGAGGUUUUGUGAUUGGAAGUCCCAAAAACUAUUUGAAGAUCAAAUUUUGAAAAUCUGAUCAAAAUUCAUGAUCAAACGGAUAUUUGAAGUAAACGGUGAAGCCAAUUGACUAUUUCUGUAAAAGUGAUAAACUGAAAUUCCUGCCAAAACUCUCUUUACAAAUAUGUCUGAUUGGUCGGACCUUCAACAGGAUCUACUGGUUCUAAUAGUUAGACGUAUAAAUUUGAUUGAAGACUUCCUAAAUUUUGGCAUUGUAUGCAAAUCCUGGCGUUCUGUGGUCACCAAGGAGAAUUUUAACAGUAACUUGUGUAGGGUUCCAUGGCUAAUGUUAGCUGAGGAAGAGGAUGAUAAAACAUGUAGGAAAUUCUUUAGUCUCUAUAAUGGCCUGAUUUUGAAGAAGAGAAUUCCUAAAGCAAGUGGAAAACGAUGUAUGGAGUCUUUGGGAUGGCUUAUCACAGUUGGAAAAGAUGAGGGUGAAAUUAGUCUGUUACAUCCCUUCUCGGGUGUUCAAAUUCAAUUGCCGCAUCAAAUUACCACCGACCAUUAUGAAUUCAACCAGACUCCUGUUCCAUGGACCUUUGUCCAGAAAGCAAUUCUGUCAGCCAAUCCUUCUCAUACAUCUGACUAUGUUCUCAUGAUCAUUGAGGGACACUACCAGUUCCUCAGUUUUUGGAGACCAGGAGAUUUUUUAUGGACCAGGAUUAAGAAACCGGUCUAUUUCCUACAUAAUAGUGAUGUGGUAUAUUUCAACGGCCACUUUUAUGCAGUCAGUUAUAGUGGCUGCGUCCAAGUUUGUGAUGUCGUUGACUCUGAACCCACUAAAAGUCUUACCGUAGCACAGCUACCAUCAUGCAUUGAUGGUAAGUAUUACAUCCUAGAAUCACUAGGAUCAUUAUUUGUAGUUUCACAAAAUGGUGUUGAUAUAAGGUACGUCAAAGAUGAUCGCGAAAGAGUUCCAACAUAUGAAGAUGAGGAGGAGGAGGAGGAGAAGAUGUACAUGUAUAAGACAAGAAAUUUUCAAGUUUUCCAGAUCGAUUUAGAUGCUUGCAAAACUAUGCCAACCAGGGAUUUAGGGGACCAAGCUUUUUUUCUGGGUGCUAAUGCUUCUCUUUCAGUCCAAGCUUCUCAAUUUCCGGGAAUCAAGCCCAAUCAUAUUUAUUUUACAGACAACUGUUUGGGUGCCUACCUCCACUUUGAAGAAGGAGGUGGCUUGGAUAUGGGGGUGUUCAACUUAGCAGAUGGCAGUAUCCAGCCGCAUUAUGCUGGUGUUUCCCUCAGUCGUGUUUGUCCUCCAAUUUGGGUCACACCAAAUCCAUGUUGAGUGAGUCAUUUUUCUAUAUUUACUCUUUAUGUUGUUCUAUAUGUUCUUGUUUUACCGAGGAAGUCGAUUUUAAAGAGUAUUUACAACAUGCCAUUUACCUUAAGACUUGGCUGAUGCAUCUUUGUCAUUUUCAUAUAAUUGGACAAAGGUACUCCCCAUUAGUUGUUAUACUACCUUGCUUCAAGGCAUGUUGUGUUGGAAUGUGCUACUGCCUUCUAAUCUUCACUACAUCAGUAUUGUCUAAUCUUAGUGGAAACUUGCCCAUAAUCUAAUAAUAUUGAGGC